AUGGGUUUUGCUGAGCGUUUUCCUCGAUGGACUUCAGCAGUUUUAGCAAUUAUUCAGUUAGCCUUAACUGCUGUAAUUAUUGGUCUUGAAAUUAAAUCAAUCUUUAUUGAUCUUGCUCAUGGAACAAUUUGGGUUGGCUUUUGGGCUAGUCUUAUCUUUAUUAAGACAUUAGUUAUGAUGCUUUUCAUCACAUGCUGCUGUCGUGGUCGUUGCUGUGCUACCUAUGUUCUUGCAUGGAACAUAUUCAGCGGUAUAUUGGCUUGUGUUACAAUAUACUUUGAUCGCACUUUCAUAAAUGAUCCUUGUAAAUGUUAUUUGGGUGACAAGUUAUGUUGUGCUGUUCGCAGUGUUGACUCAUUUCGAACGAAUUACACAAGUAUCUUAGAUCAAUGUGGCCAAGCAAUUGCAAACAAUGAUAAAACAGCAUUACAGUGGUGUUCAACAGGUAGUCCACCAUAUGAUAAAAUACAAUAUUUAAAAGCUCAACUUGGUUGUGCAGUUGGAAUGUUAAUAUCAUGUGCACUUUAUGUUGUUAUCUAUAUCUUUGCUUGCCUAGGUAUUUGUUUUGGUCAUGAUUAA
This is a messenger RNA of Adineta steineri, 579 nucleotides long. The record is from the annotation of a GenBank genome assembly. Lineage: Eukaryota; Metazoa; Rotifera; Eurotatoria; Adinetida; Adinetidae.